This is a messenger RNA of Caenorhabditis auriculariae, 3279 nucleotides long. The record is from the annotation of a GenBank genome assembly. Lineage: Eukaryota; Metazoa; Nematoda; Chromadorea; Rhabditida; Rhabditidae.
AUGCCCCAAAGACAUUUUCUGACCUCCGGUGUUUUGAAGUCGUCUGCAGAAGUGGCAGUGGAACACCGCGACGUCACCGGUGGCGGCAGAAGAACCGUCGACGAUGUGAUCGACCCGCAAACUCGUUCGAGUGAUUGACCACCGGUCGGCAGAGGAAGUAAGAAAAAGGGAGAAAGAGGCGUCGGCGGAGUCAGUGGUAAACACUCUUUGACGGCGCAAACGUCUUCUUCUUCUCCGUCCGACGUCUUCUGCCGACUUCAGAAAAUGCGACCGUGUUCUUUGCUCCUGCUCGUUGCUGCCGUUCAUUUUGCUGACGCGGCCAAGUUCCUCGAUACUGUGAGUUUCCUGGGAGUUGAGUAUUCUCAGAUCACAUAGAAUAUCUCCGACAUCUAAGAGCAAACUUUUGGGAUUUUUUUUUAAUGCAAACGGUUCUUGUUUUCUCAAUUCGUGAUUUUUAUCGGCUUCUUAGAGAUUCUGAGUUCUUUGAAAAGUGUCUGCAAAAGGUCUUGAGUUUUUUGAAAAAGACGGAAGUUAUAAAAGAUCUGGUUUAAAACCUAUCGCACAUUGCUCUACAUAGUUUUCGUUUCUCUCUGUUUGAAGUUUCAAUUUUAUACUUAAUUCGUUAAAUGUUGAAAGAGUCUGUUUUCUUUGUGCUCUCUCCCCUUUGCGACGCUCUCGUAGUUACUUUCUUUUUUUUUACUCUCUCUGGCUUUGCUGAUUAGAGAAAAGAGUGUGGAGAUAGGAUAUAACUCCUGAAUAUUUUUUUCACAUGCUUUUACGAACGGUGAAAGUCGAUAGGUGUUUCUUUUAUUCUUGCCAAGGCCUGAAAGACCUAAAAAAAAGUUCCCAAAAAGAACUAAAACUCCUUUUCCGACUUGGAAUUUUUUUCCCUGCAAUCUCAUUUAAUGGAAAUGUUAAGGAAAUCUUCUGUUUCUUCGAAGUUUUUUUUUCAAUUUGACAAUAUUUUUCAACGGAAAAGAGGAUCCUCCUGAACUAAAUUCAGGUCUCUCGGUCAGCCAUCUCAGUGCUGCAUGGAUCUCGACGAGAUGGAACAGUUCGACAAUGUUCUUGCGUCGAAAUGAAGGACUGCUAUUCUUCGGCAAAGGCACAAGCUCUUGAGUGCUUCGAAGGAUGUUGGCAGACUAUCACAGCAGUUGGUUUUACUUGAAGAUCUUGGAAAAUCGAAAAAAAAGAACGAAUAUUUGUCGAAAAAAUCAGCUUUCAGUGCAAAUUUAGCUUAAUUCUACCACACAAUCGUUUUAAACUGAAACUGCCUUUAUGAAUCUUCUGAAAAAAGAAGCCGUUCAACCUUUUUGAAGUCGUGAAAAACCUGCUAAAACAGAAUGAUGAGAUUUUCCUGUUAAGUUCAAACUGACGGACCGGCCCGAAGAGCUGAAGGCGUGCUUCGACGCGAAAAAGCCGUUCGUCGACCAGGUCAUCGACUGCUUCCAGGAGAAAGUCAAGGCGUAAGAUUUUUGUUACACUCUUCCAAUCAACUAUCUCAAAAUGCAAACUUUAACAUCGAAAAUUCCUUUGUUCUCAAUUGAUAACUUCCAAUGAUGAUAACAAACAUGCAGAACGAACUUUACGAUGAGAAAAAGUUCACUGGGACCCAGAAUAACAGUCAAAACAAGUUGUUUCAAUUCCAAUUUCACAACACAUGUUUACCUCCUUCAAUCCAACAUAAUAGUCUUUUUUGGUCUGUGUUUUGAGAUCAACUUUCUAGAUAUUUUGAAUGUACAUUAACAUGGUGUUUUUCAAUUAAACCUGUGUUGAAAAUUUUUUUUCUUUCGGAUUCGAAUAGCACAUUGAAAGCUUCCAAUAUCUUCGAACCUUUUUGAAGUAAUUUUUUUUUUCGAAAUUUUUUUCAAGUUUUUUAGAAAGUUAGGAUUACAAACAAAAUAUGAUUUUUUCGGUGGAAAAUAAACUGUUGAUUGAAAAAACCACCUUUUAUUUCCUAGUUUUCGAAUGAAGGUCUCAAAGUCUCAGGUUGGGCUAUUGUAAAAAAUUUUGAUGGUUUUCUUUAGCUUCGAGGUGUCCAUUCUCAAAGCCUAUAAUAGUGUUGAAGACGAGAACUUUUGAGGAAAUUUAGGGCGUUAUCCGAUUCCCCACAGUUGAAGAAAACUAUCAAAACCCGUCUAAAAUAGAACUCUUGUAUUUUGAGCCCGCGCUUCUCGAAAUCUAAAGAUUUUUCGUAUUUAAAGACCUUCAUCUAUUACAUCAAUGUAUUCUGGAGUUCCCAGGAAAAUCCCAACCAAAAAAAUGAAAUGACCUUUCCUGUGAAUAAAAGAGACUUGAAGAUGUGCGACGGACGAGGACGCCGGUAAGACAGUUUCCGUGAAGCAGUACGACUACAUGGACAUGAUCAAACGUGUCGAAGACGCCGUCAACGACCAGAUCAACGCCUUCCUCCGUUCGAUUGCCUCGGACACAGUCAAGGUGACUGGACUCUUCAGGAGUUGAAAGAAAUGAAGUCUUCUUUGAAGACGGUGGUCAACGCCGCGUCGACGGUGGCUCGUUGUGUCAAGACUUGCUUCAUCGAGAAGAACAAGAAUGGCUUCUGUUUCGACCGGAUAGGGUGAGCAGGCCAGAAACUGUACUUGCAAUAUUGGACUUAAAAAGGGAAGAACCGAAAAAAUUUCGCUUGAACUUUUUCUAAGCAUCAUCGUAACAGAAAAGCUUCCCCUAAAGUGGCCUCCAAAAUUUUCUGCAAACUAUUCAAAAUUGAUCCUUCCCACCUGUAGUCGCCGUAAGAAAAAUUGAUUUGAAGUGAAAUUUUAAUUUAUUGAUUGAACCCGGCUCCCUAUUCAAAUUUGGCUCUUUUUUAAAUCGAAAAUUUCGAGAAACAAAAAAUCAAUAACCUUUCGAAGAAGAAAGAAAGCUGAUGAGAAAUAAAAAUUAAACUUCAACUUCAAUCACAAAAAGCUUAAAAAUCGGAAAAAUAUGACAAUCUUUGAACUUCUUUGUUCAAUCUAGGAAGUUCAAUUUUUCCUAUUUGAGCAGUUUUCAGUUUCAACUUGAAUCCACAGGAAGAUCUGGAAUUUUCCGUUUUUCAGAUGCGAGCCCCACAUUGAAGACCGAAACGCCCGUUCGGCGAUCAGACAGUGUUCAAGGGCGGUCGCCUGGAAAAAGGAAGUCGAGCAGUUUUGCCGUUGCUCCAGCGAGGCUGGAAUUUCGUGAGUUUUCCUGUCUUACCCAAAAUUAUCAUGGAACAUAUUUUUCAGUGGCCUUUCAAGCUAUUGCGGCAUGUUGAACGUUAUCGGCAAGAAGAAGAAAUAA